Messenger RNA from Belonocnema kinseyi, 2630 nucleotides. RefSeq lists its product as uncharacterized. The coding region runs from base 165 to 1958 and encodes 597 amino acids. The transcript is spliced from 3 exons. Gene Ontology annotation, molecular function: RNA polymerase II cis-regulatory region sequence-specific DNA binding; DNA-binding transcription factor activity, RNA polymerase II-specific. Lineage: Eukaryota; Metazoa; Arthropoda; Insecta; Hymenoptera; Cynipidae. Gene Ontology annotation, biological process: central nervous system development; regulation of transcription by RNA polymerase II. Gene Ontology annotation, cellular component: nucleus. The record is from RefSeq and is a predicted model, not a curated record.
UACAAACCACGCCGUAGAAAUUUGGCGGUUAACCAGUUGCACGCGGUUGAUUGUCCUUAAAAAAGGGGUUACGUGAAAUAAGUGAUUCGAUAAGAGGUCAAAGUUGACUUAAACCCGGUGUGAAAGUGUUUGCAGCAGGUGAUAAAGUGUUCAGGAACUCAAAAAUGGCACUUCAUACGCCAAAGCGUCCUCGUCCUCUUGCUGAGAUGUUACCUUCUAGUCCACCCAUGAACUCGCUCUUCCCCUGGAACUGGAGCGAAGAAGCCAGAAAUGCUGUAACCUCUUCUCCAGGAAGUUCCUGCUCGUCGCCCGAAUACACAUCCGGAAGAGGCGGACCUGGUGCAAGAAGUAGAGGUUCAGAAAGUCAUCGCCGAGGGCGACCCCGAGCAGAUAUUUUGACAAAUUUAAUGCUGCAGGGCAGCACUUCGCCCUCUUCUAUAAAAUGCACCUUCUGCAACAGAGUCUUCCCCAGAGAAAAGAGUCUCCAGGCACAUCUGCGAACGCAUACAGGUGAGCGUCCCUAUCCCUGCGACUAUCCCGGAUGCACAAAGGCGUUCACUCAAUCCGGUCAGCUGAAAACCCACCAGCGACUUCACACUGGCGAAAAGCCCUUCCUCUGCACUGAAUCCGGCUGCGAAAUGCGAUUCACCCACGCGAAUCGACACUGUCCGGAUCAUCCCUACGCGACAUUAACGCGUUCCGACGAUUUUGUCCUGAAACCCGUUUCCGAAAACAGCGAGUUGUCCCACGAAGUUGCCCGCUGGCUCGAGCGCUACCGGAUCUCGCGAGAACGGGAAGACAGAACACCAACGGGAAAAAGCGACCAGAAGAUCAAGUGCUGGAAGGGCAACACGGAAUUCUACAGACGAGGGGGGAAAUUCAAGAAGGGCUUGAUGAUGGACAGUGCCGGGGAGCAGGAGAACCUGGACCGGAAGCCAUUGAGCAAGAGGCUCUACUGUGGCGAGAGUCAGGAUAGUCAGGAUGAGAGCCAGGAUGAGGAUCCUGCGGAAGCUUGCACGAUGCUCCAAAUGUCGGAGGAUGAUGAGCCUUCGGUGACGAAAAUUCCCACGACACCUUCCCGCCGACCUCUCGACAGACUUCAGCCGAAGAAACGGUGGCUACGGGAGGCCUGUUUGGAGCAGCAACUCGCCAAACCUCUCAGAUGGGAUCUUCAGUCUUCGGCGCUUUCGCCCAAUUCUACCUCGGAAUUGAAGAUGCUCCAGCGGGCAGAGGACGCGUCGAAUCUCUCCAAAGAGUGGAGUCUUUCUGCCUCGAGUUCGCCUGAAAAACUAGUUGCAGAAGCUGUAGAAAAACCGGUGGAAUCCUACGUGGAAAAUCAGCUCUGCUGGGACCUAGGAAUUGCCUCAAACGUCUCGUUGAGCUACGUGGAAGUUUCCGAAGGAAGAAAUAGUAGUACCUCGUCCGCUCGCAACUUGGAGCGAGAAUUCUGGGAGCCUGGCAGCGAAUCUGUUGGCAAUCCCAAUUCCAAUAAGGCGGGUGCUGUUGUCACUCCAGUUGCUGAACAGGUAACGAAUAAAGUCCCAAGCUCCACCUGGAAUAUGAACCUGCCGAGUGGAAUUUUAAAUUCCCGAUGCGAGUCUUCGCCGCCGCCGCCGUCCACGAUUGAUUUGGUCGGCGAUAAAUCAUCUCCGGUGAGCGCAUCUCUAACCGAAAACGAGACCCGACCGACUGUUUUGAUGCUGGCUGGUUCAGUUUGCAACAAAGUCAACAAUAGUCCACAGUCGCCGAGCACGAGGUUGAAUAAUAAUGAGGCGAAAGUUGUGGUGAUUCAUCAAAAGGAGGUUUUGAAUUUGCCUGCGCCUGAAGACAAUCAGAAAUGGCUGGGCGCCCUGGCGCUGAUGGAAUUGGCUAAGACUCAGGAAGAGGAAGCUGUGAAGGCGCUCACUUUUAGAAGAGUCAUCGAAUCCUGCGAUAAUAUUAAUUACAUUCAUCUCUAAAUCGUUGACUGUGAUUUUUUAAAAAAGACAUCCGAUUCUCUCGUCUGAUAUUCAGAGCAAGAGAUUUUGAUGCUGAUUUUAGUUUUAUUAACAAGCCUCUGCUUUCAGUUUUCGUUUUUCGGGAUCAUUUUACUCUGUCCUUGUAAAUUAUUUCAAGCAUUUCAAACGCAUUUACAGAUCUAGUUUCUGUAGAAAAAGAAGAAAUAAUAUUAAUAUUAAUAAUAAUAUUGAUAAGGUGACUUCUUUCUGUAUUAAUCCGAGUGGAUUGUACAUCUGGGAAAAUAUUUUUUUUUUAAAUGUGAGCAACUUGUGACAUUUCUACAGAAUAUGCAGUUUUUUUGUUUGUUUAGUAAUAAAACGUGUCGAAUGUGUAAAAAGGACCUUUGUGUGAUACUAAGUAAUAAAGAUGGAAGGUGUCGCGGGUAUGAAAGUUUUUCGUAGAUAAUAUUGAAAAUUCGAGUUUGUAGAGUAACAUAUUUAAGCGAAACGAAAGUUUACUAUUUAUGAAAAGUGUGAUAAAUGUAAAGAAAGCUUAAUGAACGAGACCUCUAUUAUUAUCGUCAAGUUCAGUUGAGGAUUAAAAUGUUCAAUGGUAGCUCCUUGCCUUUUUAAGAAUUGUAAAUUACCAUAAUUGUUUUAUGGUAUCCCAAGUUUUUUCCUUUUAUAUCGAGU